This is a messenger RNA of Hyphopichia burtonii NRRL Y-1933, 411 nucleotides long. RefSeq lists its product as uncharacterized. NCBI's taxonomy places the organism in Eukaryota, Fungi, Ascomycota, Pichiomycetes, Serinales, Debaryomycetaceae. The record is from RefSeq and is a predicted model, not a curated record. The coding region runs from base 1 to 411 and encodes 136 amino acids. The transcript has a single exon.
AUGGAUCAUAGGGAUUUGUUGAACCAGGCUAAAAGACAGCAGAGACUCAAGUUGCAAGAGUCCACACAGCUCUCGAACCAGUUGAAGACAACACUCAACUCGAUCGUGAAAUCUAAUCUGACAAACUCAAAUAAUGGUUGCAGUAUAGUACUUGAUAAGAUUACAACAAUUCACCAAUUGGAUGAUAAGAUCGAUAAGCAAUUGAAUUAUGAUAUCUCGGUUAAUUUUGAGAAAAUGAUUUAUCAAAAACAUCAGUUAGAAAAACAGUUACAAAAAUGUGAUGAUAAAUUAGAUAAAGAAACCAAAAAUUAUAAAGUUAUUGAUAAUUUACAAGCUAGAUCAGAAUUAAUCGAUCAAGAAUUGAGGAUAUUGGAAAAUUGUUUACACAAUGUUAAACAGAACAGAACAUGA